AUGAACACACUUGUAAUGUGUUAUGAUGUCCAAGCAGACAUAUUCAUUCUCACUCUUCACUUGUCAAGUACAUAUACAUUACAAACAUUAACUAUGAUUAGCUCAACAAACAUCACUUUCGUUUUGUUCUUCGUUCUUCUCUAUUCGCCUGUUGUCCAGUCUCUCCAAGAACUUUCACUCGAUCUUUCCAUCAAAGAAGAACAACCCAAUGGCACACUCGUCGCUGAUUUGACCACUCACUUUCCAUUCUUCGCCAACGACUCUCACGGAUAUCUUGUCAAGUUUGUUCGAUCGUGUCCCAACAUCUAUCUCGAUCCGCACAAUCCAUUCUUCCUCCGAGCAUUCACAAUCGAUCGUGAACAGCUCUGUCCAUAUGAGCGCACUUGCUCCUUCCACUGUCAACUCUUUCUACAAAAGCGUGACAUUCAUUUCAUUCACCUCAGAUUCAACAUCGAAGACAUCAACGAUCAUCCAGCACAGUUUCGCAAGCGAAUCUACUCAUAUGAACUCGAUCAGAAUCUGCCUCUCAACUACCAUCUUCAACUCGAACAAGCCGAAGAUCAAGAUUAUCUCUCUCGACACACCUAUUCUCUCAACAUCUCAUCCUCAUCCUCAUCCUCUCACUUUCCAUUUCGACUCAACUAUGACGAGAGCAACCAUCUACUCGAACUCAUCCUCGUCCAACCACUAUCCUCAUCCACUCGCAAAUAUGCAUUUGCGCUCAUCGUGGACAAUGACGAAGGCAAAGAAGAAGAUCGAUGUCUCAUCGAACUGAAGAUUCUGUCGAACGAACAGAAGAACUCGUCACCUCCCGAGUUCGACUCCAAAUUCUAUCAGUUCGUCAUCUCUGAUCCUAAUCAAACAUUCGUCGGCAAAGUGCAUGUUCAACACCAUGAACAGUCAAGAGAGACACAUGACGACAAAGUCUACUAUCGAUUGAUAUCAUCGAGUGAGCAGACCAAUGAUCUCUUCAAAUUAAACGAAAGAUCGGGUGAGAUCUAUCUCAGACAGAAACCUUCCGAACUGAGCCUGAACGAGAUGUAUGAGUUGUUCGUCGAAGCAUUCUAUGCCAACUAUCUCUCAUCGCUCACAACUGUUCACAUCGCUGUCAAUCUCACUCACUCGACCUCGUCAUCUGCAUCCACUUCUCAACAACAAGAUUACUUCAUCGAGAUUCUUAUUCCCAAACUCUUCCACAAGAAUGCAUCCAACCUCAACCAGAUCUAUCUACAAGAGAACUCCACAGUUCCACUCACGCUUCUGCAGUUGUUCAUUUCAUCUUCAUCCAUCUCACUUCUCAACGUCACUCUCACAUCCGCACUUCGACUUGACUUUCGCCAGUACUUUUCACUCAAACAACUCGACAGUGACGAUCAACAAUCAUUCGAGCUCAUUCUCAUCAGACCGUUCGACUACGAACUCAUUCAGCACUUUCAUCUCGACUUCGUUCUCACUUCUCACAACUUCACGCACAAGUCGUUCGAAGUGUUCGCCGAGAACAUCAACGACUGUCGACCAGAGUUCGACGAGAAUGAGUAUCGCUUCGAAGUACAAGAAAACAAUGUAUUUCCCCUGCUUCUGCACACUUUCCAUGUGUUCGACCGAGAUCAGAUGGAUAACAUUGUGUACGAGAUGCAAAUGCAAGAUGACGAUGCAUUUGUGCUGAACUCCACGAGUGGUCAACUGUGGAUUAUGAAGUCAUUGGAUCGUGAAUCUCGAGCACAAUAUUCGUCGGUGAUUUGUGCUUUUGAUCAAGUGUUUCGCACUUGUUCAUCCCUUGUCAUCGUUGUGCAAGAUGAAAAUGAUAACAUUUGUUCUUUCAAUUCUUCAUCGCUGACAUUGAACGUUGACGAGAAUCUUCCACCACACUCGCUUCUCACCCGACUACAAGCAUUCGAUCCAGAUCAAGGAUCUAACGGAACAUUGCACUACGAGUUCGUGUCACCCACAUCUUAUCUCACCGUAGAUCCAUCGACUGGCUCACUCUACACAUCACCGUCACAUGUGUUCGAUUAUGAGCUCAUGCAACAGUAUUCCAUCACAGUCAAAGCUUGUGACAACAUCCGAUCGUUGCCAUCGUUCUGCUGCUAUUUGCAAGUGAACAUUCAUCUCAAUGAUAUGGAUGACAAUCGACCCUAUCUCACCUAUCCAUCGAAUACCAAUCAAUUGUUUCUCAUCAACUAUUCCAACAAGUCCAUGCCUCAACUCAAAGCAUUCGAUGAUGAUAUCGAAACAAAGAAUCGACUCAUCUCAUUCGACAUUGUGGGUGGCACCCUUAACACAUCACUCUCGGUUGAUCGUCAGUCGGGUCAACUGUAUCUUGUGGAUGAUCACAAUCUACCUUUGUAUGGAACACUGGUGAUUUCACUCUCAUCUCGAACUCUCGUUUAUCUCACUCUUCUCAUUCAUGAUCAUCAUACAGAUCCUGACCGUUUCCUUCGUCUGCAAGAAGAGUCACAGUCGACAUCAUCGUUGAUUGCGUCGACGUUGUCCUCGCCGCUGUUCUAUUUGAUAGUGUCGAUUUGUAUCGGCAUCAGUAUCAUGGUGAUGACUCCGAUCGUGUUGAUGUUAUACUUUUGUAAACAAAAGUCUCAUCACGAUAGUAAUCCACUAAUGACAACACCGUCGACAACGACACUUUCUGGUCGAUCGAUCUCGACGACGGCGACUGGAGUGAGUGCGAAGAAACUGUGUGAGACAUAUUAUUCGUUUGGAGAUAGUGCCAGUCAUGUACCAGUUAUUCAAGUGUAA
Adineta ricciae is the source of this 2751-nucleotide messenger RNA. Lineage: Eukaryota; Metazoa; Rotifera; Eurotatoria; Adinetida; Adinetidae. The record is from the annotation of a GenBank genome assembly.